AAAUAUUCUUUCUUCACUUAAAUACCUUGAGGAAAACAGACUCUAAAAACUACACGUAACAACAUAUAUUCAUGCAUUUCCUCGCAUAAACUGCGCGACUCCCUCACCAGUGAAACAACACCGGAAGCGGGCGGUUAAAGUGAGUGAGUGAGUAGUGAGAGGAGGGGUAGAAGCACAUGAAAAACUGCGUAGCCCACUGGUGCUUGAGAUAGACGGGGCAGAAAGGUUGCCUUUCUGGGUCGUGGACGCUAUCUGGAGCUUUGCUGUACUUUUAUGCGCAACGACAGCGGAUUUACACGACCAGUCGAGGUUUCCUGGGUUUCCUCUCCAGAAGUUCCUGUUCUUAGAUGGUAACAGAGAGCUAGAAAUAAGAGAGAGAAAAUGGCAGUAUGGAUCCAGGCCCAGCAGCUGCAGGGAGAUGCCCUGCAUCAGAUGCAGUCUCUCUACGGGCAACACUUCCCAAUAGAAGUACGACACUACCUGUCCCAGUGGAUAGAGGGCCAGCUCUGGGAUGCAAUAGAUUUAGAGAACCCUCAGGAGGAGAUUAAAGCAAAGCGUUUAUUGGACAGCCUGAUCCAGGAACUACAAAAGAAAGCUGAGCAUCAAGUCGGAGAGGAUGGAUUCUUGCUUAAAAUCAAAUUAGGACAUUAUGCUUCACAGCUAAAGAGCACAUAUGACCGCUGUCCCCUGGAGCUGGUGAGAUGCAUCAAACACAUUCUGUACACAGAGCAAAGGCUUGUCAGAGAGGCUACGAAUUCAAGUUCACCGGUAGGCGGGCUAAUGGACAGCAUGUCGCAAAAGUACCAUCAGAUCAACCAAGCAUUUGAGGAGCUCAGAAUAUUGACUCAAGACACAGAGAAUGACCUCAGAAAACUACAGCACAACCAGGAGUACUUCAUUAUACAAUAUCAGGAGAGCCUCAGGAUACAGGCCCAGUUAUCGAGUUUGGCCACACUGCCACCAGCAGACCGACAGUUGCGAGAACCCAGUCUGCUCAGCAAAAGAGCCACAGUAGAGGCCUGGCUGACCCGAGAGGCCAAUACCCUGCAAAAAUACAGACUGGCCCUGGCAGAGAAACACCAGAAGACGCUGGCAUUGCUACGAAAACAGCAGACGGUGAUUCUGGACGAUGAGUUGAUACAAUGGAAGAGACGUCAACAGCUGGCUGGCAACGGCGGACCUCCCGAGGGAGGACUGGACAUACUACAGUCCUGGUGCGAGAAGCUAGCAGAAACCAUUUGGCAGAAUCGUCAGCAGAUCCGGAGGGCGGAGCACCUGAGACAGCAGCUGCCCAUACCAGGCCCUAUCGAAGAGCUGCUCACCGAACUCAACGGCACCAUCACUGAUAUCAUCUCAGCUUUAGUCACCAGUACCUUCAUUAUUGAAAAGCAACCCCCCCAGGUGUUAAAAACGCAAACUAAAUUUGCAGCGACGGUGCGUUUGCUGGUGGGUGGCAAACUCAACGUACACAUGAACCCACCGCAGGUCAAAGCCACCAUUAUCAGCGAACAGCAGGCCAAAGCCCUGCUAAAGAAUGAAAACACCAGAAAUGACAGCAGUGGAGAGAUCUUGAAUAACAACUGUGUGAUGGAGUACCACCAGACCACAGGCACCCUCAGUGCACACUUUAGAAACAUGUCUCUGAAGCGGAUCAGACGCUCAGACCGCCGAGGGGCGGAGUCUGUUACAGAAGAAAAAUUCACCAUUUUGUUUGAGUCACAGUUUAGUGUUGGGGGAAAUGAGCUUGUAUUUCAGGUUAAGACUCUCUCUUUACCUGUGGUGGUGAUUGUUCAUGGAAGUCAAGACAACAAUGCAACAGCUACUGUCCUGUGGGACAAUGCGUUUGCUGAACCGGGACGGGUACCCUUCAUCGUGCCUGACAAAGUGUUAUGGCCGCAGUUGUGCGAUGCUCUGAAUAUGAAGUACAAGGCAGAGGUGCAGUCAAACCGAGGUCUGUCCGAGGAGAACCUCGUCUUCCUAGCUCAGAAAGCCUUCAGCAGCUCCAGCGUCAACCCAGAGGAUUACCGCAACAUGACCAUGACCUGGUCACAGUUUAACAGGGAGAGUUUACCAGGACGAAACUUUACAUUUUGGCAGUGGUUUGAUGGUGUUAUGGAAUUAACUAAAAAACAUCUGAAGCCCCACUGGAAUGAUGGGGCGAUUCUUGGUUUUGUGAAUAAGCAGCAGGCUCAGGACAUGCUGAUGUCCAAACCCAAUGGCACCUUCCUGUUGCGCUUUAGUGACUCAGAAAUAGGAGGCAUUACUAUAGCCUGGGUGGCGGAGAACCCCAAUAAAGCAGGAGAAAGAAUGGUGUGGAACCUGAUGCCGUACACAACCAAAGACUUCUCCAUCCGAUCUCUGGCCGAUCGCAUCAGCGACCUGAACCACCUGCUAUUCCUCUAUCCCGACCGACCCAAAGACGAGGUCUUUUCCAAAUACUACACCCCUCCGCUGUCUAAAGCUGUGGAUGGAUACGUCAAACCACAGAUCAAACAAGUAGUACCAGAGUUUGCGACACCUAAUCCUGACCCCGCAGCAAACCCCACCUACAUGGACCACGCGGCGUCUCCAGCUGUCAAUCACCAGCCUAACUACGGACUCUAUGCUCCUAUUGGUGACACCAUGCUGGACGCCGAUGGCGACUUUGACCUGGACGACACCAUGGAUGUAGCGAGACACGUGGAGGAACUUCUCCGUCGACCAAUGGAGGGCCAGUGGAGUGGCCAACAGUCACUACCGGGAGAGUUCACGAUGGCUGAGCCGCAGACUCCCGAAUCUUUGGCGGGACCCUUAUACGAGCUCGCCCCUGAGGCGACUACUCCGACCCGGGACGUGGCGGAGGCAGCGGCGGCGAUGAGCAUCAGCGAUACCUACACUCCGAGGACGCGGGCAUACCUGGAGGUGUCUGCGGCCACCUAUGCUGGUGGGCAUCCGGUGCACGGGGCCGAGGGAUUGUACUCUAACGGACGGUACAGGGAACACGGGAGCCCACGGAUCGGUACCAGGAAUCGUGAUAGUUCUGCAGAGAGGUGCACCGGCACCGGGAAUCCACCUUGCGGUAUUAUGAAGGAUGGCUCGAAGCAGAGGCAGGUGAGAAAGAAGACAGUCUCCUUCAGCUCCAUGCCAAAUGACCGUAAGAUGAACAGCACAGCCGCCUGCAUGGCUUUUAUGAUGGAAGGCUGCGAGAUGAAGAAAGUUCGCUCCAAUUCUCGCAUGUACAGUCGUUACUUCCUGUUGGACCCUGACAUGCGCUGGCUUCGCUGGGAACCGUCGAAGAAAGACUCAGAGAAGGCCAAGCUUGAGAUCAAGAGCAUCAAAGAGGUUCGAUUGGGUAAGAAGACACCUGUCCUGCGCAGCAACGGACUCUCCGAUCAGUUCCCGGAUGAGUGCGCGUUCUCAAUAAUAUACGGAGACAACUAUGAAUCGCUGGAUCUGGUUGCAAGCACAGCAGACAUGGUUAGCACCUGGGUGAUGGGACUGCGGUACCUGGUGUCAUAUGGGCGACACAUGGUGGGCGUGGUCGAACCCAGUCAACCCAGCUUGAGAACAUCCUGGAUCGGUUCGGUGUUCGAGCUUGCUGAUCCAGAAAGACAAGGAUACAUAGACUUAUUUCGUGCCACCCAAAUCAUCAAGGGACUCAAUCCUGGCAUGCGAGAAUCUCGCAUUGAGCUUAAGUUUAAAGAGCUACAGAAAGCCAAGGACUGCUAUGGUGAAGGCAUUGAUUUAGACACAUUUGUAGAGGCUUACUGUGAACUGUGCACACGCCCUGAGAUCUUUUUCUUGCUGGUGCAGUUUUCCAGCAACAAAGAGUACCUGGACUCCAAGGACUUGAUGCUAUUUGUGGAGGUGGAGCAGGGAGUGGAGGGAGUCACAGAGGAAAUGUGUCGGGAGAUUGUGCGUAGGUACGAGCCCUCAGCUGAAGGGCGUAACAACAGCUACUUGUCCAUAGAUGGCUUCACACACUACCUCUUGUCGUCCGAGUGCCACAUUUUUGACCCACAGCACAAACAUGUUUGUCAGGACAUGACACAGCCCCUUUCACACUACUAUAUCAACUCUUCCCAUAAUGCGUCACUUUUGGAGGACCACUAUUGGGGCUCGUCAGACCUCAGCAGUUAUGUCCGUGCGCUACGCAUGGGCUGUAGAAGUCUGGAGGUGGUGAUCUGGGAUGGCCCAGACUGUGAACCUGUGGUCUAUAUGGGUAGUUCUGUUGCCUGCCAGCUGCCGUUCUGUAAAGUUCUAGAUGUCAUUAACCAGUAUGCCUUUGAAAGCUCAGAGUAUCCACUGAUUCUCUGUCUGGUGACACACUGCAGCGUUCCCCAGCAGAGAGUCAUGGCUCAACACAUGAAAAAGAUCCUUGGGGACAAACUGCACACAGAGUCUCCUAAUGCGGAAGAUCUCUACUUGCCCUCCCCUGAGAAUCUUAAAGGAAAAAUCCUCAUUAAAGGAAAGCGUCUGCCUCCGGACUCACAGGAGUCUGAAGGGGAGGUAACGGAUGAAGACGAGGGGUUCGAGAUGUCUAGGAGAAUGCUGGGUGUAGAUGACAAAGACCAGAUUAAUGGCAUUGGCUGCAAACGGUUACGGCUUUGUAAAGAACUGUCAGAUCUGGUAACCCUCUGCAAGGCUGUGCAAUUCCGUGACUUUGAGACGUCUAAACGGGAUCAAAGGCAUUGGGAGAUUUGUUCUUUCAAUGAAGUCAACGCCAACCGCUUCGCCAAUGAGUUUCCGGAAGACUUUGUGUCUUAUAAUAAGCGAUUUCUGUCACGAGUGUACCCCACACCUAUGCGCAUUGAUGCUAGCAACAUGAAUCCACAAGAUUUUUGGAAGUGCGGUUGCCAGAUUGUGGCCAUGAAUUACCAGACUCCAGGGUUGAUGAUGGAUUUGAACCUCGGCUGGUUUAGGCAAAAUGGAAACUGCGGCUACGUCUUGCGUCCGGCAAUAAUGCGUGAAGAGGUGUCAUAUUUCAGUGCCAAUGCCCGUGACUCACUUCCUGGAGUGUCAGCCCAGCUCCUCCACAUCAAGGUGAUAAGUGGUCAAAACCUACCAAAGCCGCGGGGUUCUGGUGCCAAAGGCGAUGUGGUAGAACCGUACAUCUAUGUGGAGAUCCAUGGAAUUCCUGCGGACUGUGCAGAGCAACGCACUAAAACUGUCUCGCAAAAUGGCGACAAUCCCAUUUUUGAUGAAAGCUUUGAGUUCCAAAUCAAUCUUCCUGAAUUGGCUGCUUUGCGUUUUGUUGUCCUUGAUGAUGACUACAUUGGCGAUGAGUUUAUCGGCCAGUACACCAUUCCUUUCGAGUGCCUGCUUCCUGGUUACCGACAUGUUCCACUGCAGUCACUUACCGGGGAGUUCCUGCCCAAUACCACAUUGUUUGUUCAUGUCGCCAUUACAAACAGGCGAGGUGGGGGAAAAGCCAAUAAGAGGGGUCUCUCUGUGAGAAAGGGCCGCAAGACAAGGGAAUACACCUCCACCAAGACCACAGGGAUCAAAGUGGUAGAUGAGCUCUUCAGGGCAUCAACUCAACCUCUACGGGAAGCAACAGACCUAAGGGAAAAUGUACAGAAUGCAAUGGUGUCGUUCAAAGAGCUCUGUGGCCUCACUCCGGCAGCUAACAUGAAACAGUGUAUCUUGACUGUGUCGUCCUGGCUAAUGAAUAGCGAGCGGAUGCUACGUGUGACAGUGGAUCUGAGCGAGACCUAUCCCAUCAUGGAAGCUCAGGGUCCCGUUCCAGAGCUGCUGCGCAAAGUGCUCACCGCUUACGACACGAUGAUCCAGACAAGUCGCACGCUGAUCGAAUCAGCCGACGGCGUGUACUCCAAACUCACACAAGCACAGCGAGCAGGGUUGGACUUUCACGAGGACCUGCAUCGGAUCGGGGCAAGAGAAGGCCUGAAAGGAAGAAAGUUGCAGAAAGCCAUGGAGAGUUACGCUUGGAACAUCACAGUGCUGAAGGGCCAGGCGGACCUGUUAAAGCACGCAAAAGGGGAAGCAAUGGACACUUUGCGACAGAUCAACUGUGCUGCUCACUCAUGUGGCCUAGCCAAGAACGGAGCCUCAACGUCCCCUGCCUCACCCCUGCUGCCGCCCCACGCUCGCCCCCUUCACACCAUCCAUGAGAAUGAGACCAACAACAGCACCUUGCACUGAGACACUGAGAGAUAGAGAAAAUGAAAGAGAAAAAACGAGAGAGUGUAGUUUUUUCUGUUUACCUAUGUUUGAAAGCAGGUGGUCUCUAUAGACCAGGAUAAGGGAAUAGGGCAGCAAACCGAGUCAGGUCCGUCAAGGACACACGGGAGAUAGGUUGACUUUGAUCUGCUUGCAUUUCUCUCUUCCUGGCUCUCCGAUGCCUGCUGGGCUCAGGUCUUAAAUUGGCUUCCCCACCAUGGAGUACUGUUUGAAUGGAUUGAAAUGGUCCGCUCUCCUGUGGCAGGGCUGCCCUUGAGUAAUAACUGUGAUCACAUCAGGCUAAAUGAUGUCUGUUAGUCAAGAAUCCAAUGAAGUACAAUCCCCAAACUAGUCGUAUUCAACAACUAUGGCCGUAUGCAAAGUACAAUACUGAAAACUAAUAACAAUAGAUAAACUGACUGAUCUUAAAAUGGAAGCUCUCUCACUCCCCCUGCUGGCCCUUCCACAAAUUUCUGACAAAUAUAGAACCCAUCAGCUUUCACUAGGGGUCAUGUACGUGAGUGUAUAUGUAUAUAUAUGUAUGUGUGAUGCGUUUAUGAUGUAUUUGGAAUAAGGAAAUGUGAAUUAUGUUUCUAAACUGGAAUAUGUCCCAUUGAGAAAGACUCAAUUGGGAAGAACCUCUGGGAAAACACGGAUCUCAGCUGAUCUGACAAGCAAAUAAAUAUUUCAAUAAAUGAAGAAUUAAUCAUUUUAAGACAAAGUAGAGGACACUUUACCAUUUCAUUAUGAACACUUCACUCCUAAUAAUACAUGCUGUUUAUGAAUAUUCUGAAUAUUGUUAUUACUGCUGUUAAUAUUGUGUGGGUAGGUGUUAAUUAAAGUGGAGGUUAUUUUAUAUUUGCAGAAUCCAUCGACAGGUCUCAUUCUGUACCAGUUGUUCACUGGAAGAGGAAAUGUGAGUGGUGGGAAAUAAAGGAGGGUGGUAUAUUACUGUCAAAUUAAUGUCAAAUAAUGUUUUGAUGUUACAUAAAAGCUGAA
Molecule: messenger RNA, 7161 nt
Organism: Paramisgurnus dabryanus
Lineage: Eukaryota; Metazoa; Chordata; Actinopteri; Cypriniformes; Cobitidae
Gene: stat5a
Product: signal transducer and activator of transcription 5a
Biological process (GO): phosphatidylinositol-mediated signaling; regulation of DNA-templated transcription; release of sequestered calcium ion into cytosol
Molecular function (GO): phosphatidylinositol-4,5-bisphosphate phospholipase C activity; DNA-binding transcription factor activity; DNA binding
Source: RefSeq, a predicted model, not a curated record